GUGUGUGUGUGUUUCAGAUGGUGACCCCCGGUGCAGGCGAGCACCCGCUGCAGUAUAACUACACGUUCUGGUACUCGCGCCGGACGCCCAGCAGACCCGCAAACACACAGAGCUACGAGCAGAACAUCAGACAGAUGGGGACGGUGGCGUCGGUGGAGCAGUUCUGGAAGCUCUACAGUCAUCUGGUGCGACCCGGAGACCUGACGGGACACAGCGACUUCCACCUCUUUAAAGAGGGAAUCAAACCCAUGUGGGAGGACGAGGCCAAUAAGAACGGAGGGAAGUGGAUCAUCCGGCUGAGGAAGGGUCUGGCGUCUCGUUUCUGGGAGAACAUCAUCCUGGCCAUGCUGGGUGAGCAGUUCAUGGUGGGCGAGGAGAUCUGCGGGGUCGUGGUGUCCAUCCGCUUCCAGGAGGAUAUUCUGUCCAUCUGGAAUAAAACAGCCAGUGAUCAGGUGACCACGUCACGGAUACGGGACACGCUGCGGCGCGUGCUCAACCUGCCACCAAACACCAUCAUGGAGUACAAGACACACAACGACAGUCUCAAGGAUAAUUCCAGCUUCCGGAACACGAAGAUCGCUUUGUGAAAACCUGGAAAUAAUUUUCAUAUGGACACUUUCCCUUUUACAGCACGAGCAGCGCGUGUGUGUGUGUGUGUGUGAGUGUGUGUGUGUGUGUGAGAGAGUGUGUGUGAGUGUGUGUGUGUGUGUG
This is a messenger RNA of Sinocyclocheilus rhinocerous, 711 nucleotides long. RefSeq names its product eukaryotic translation initiation factor 4E type 2-like. Gene Ontology annotation, molecular function: translation initiation factor activity; RNA 7-methylguanosine cap binding. Gene Ontology annotation, cellular component: eukaryotic translation initiation factor 4F complex; cytoplasm. Bases 18 to 587 code for a protein of 189 amino acids. Gene Ontology annotation, biological process: translational initiation. The transcript is spliced from 5 exons. The record is from RefSeq and is a predicted model, not a curated record. Lineage: Eukaryota; Metazoa; Chordata; Actinopteri; Cypriniformes; Cyprinidae.